Poecile atricapillus (Black-capped chickadee) is the source of this 1160-nucleotide messenger RNA. It is a transcript of the gene INO80C, whose product is annotated as INO80 complex subunit C. The record is from RefSeq and is a predicted model, not a curated record. Gene Ontology annotation, cellular component: Ino80 complex. The transcript is spliced from 5 exons. Gene Ontology annotation, biological process: chromatin remodeling. Lineage: Eukaryota; Metazoa; Chordata; Aves; Passeriformes; Paridae. Bases 32 to 589 code for a protein of 185 amino acids.
GGGGGAGCGCUCCCGGCCCGGGCGCGGCGGCAUGGCGACUGUGGUCCCCGCCGCCGCCUCAUCUCCCGCCGGCGCCGCAUCCCGCAGCAAGAAGCGCCCGGCGAGCCCAGGCACCGGCGGCGGCCCCGCCAAGAAAAAGAAGGCGACGGCGCCGGGCGGUUCGCAGAGUGCAGGUGGAGAGGCUGCAAGUGAAAAUAAAUUUCUGAAUACAGACUCCAGCACAGGAUCAGUGGAAACUACUGCCAAGCCAUUACCAUUUAAAGACCCAAACUUCAUCCACUCCGGCAUUGGUGGAGCAGCAGCUGGCAAGAAGAACAGAACAUGGAAGAACCUAAAACAAAUUCUUGCUUCUGAAAGGGCAUUGCCAUGGCAACUAAAUGAUCCUAGCUAUUUUAAUAUUGAUGCUCCUCCUUCCUUUAGACCUGCUAAGAAAUAUUCAGACAUCUCAGGACUUCCGGCAAAUUACACAGAUCCACAGAGCAAGCUAAGAUUUAGUACUAUUGAAGAAUUUGCCUAUAUUCGGAUGCUCCCUUCAGAUGUGGUUACAGGAUACCUGGCUCUAAGGAAAGCAACAAGUAUUGUUUCCUGAACAGACUAAAUAUUCCUGUAUAUUGCUUGUGAACAGUGCUGAUUUGGAGUAUCAUGAUGGAGACUGACUGUGGGACUGAGAUUGUUUAAAACUAUCCAUGGAUUUUUACAUCUGGAAGUAGUUGAUGAUACAUGCAUUUGAAGAACAUACGGAUUUAGUUUUCAUAAAUGCUGAUAUUUGUUAGUUUUCCAAUUUGUUAACAAUUUUGUUUGGUGAACAGAAUAACUUAGACCUUAAGGAUAUGUAUCUAUACUAUAAUGUCUCAUUUAUAUUAAUUUCUGUAAAGGUGGGAUUUCAUCUCCACCUUAUAUAUUUUAUGUACUACCCUGGCUCAGAAGAAGCUGUCAUUUGAAUUAAGGAAAAGGCAACAGGCUAUCCAAAUGUCUAAACCUGCCUUACCAGAUGUGCUUGCCACUUGGCUAUGAAGUUUGUCCCAUCUGUAAAAUGAAGCUAAAAUUUCCAGCAAGUGCUGCCGUUGCGAUGACUUUUCAGGGUUCUGUGGCACUGUGAAAAUGAAGAUACAAAUGUUUGUAUUGAAUUAACUGCCAACAUAAAUAAAGUUGGUCUCAAA